AUGGUUAAUAAUAUGAAAUUAGAAGAUAUGUCAAAUGAACUUUUCUUAUGUAUUUGGGAUCAAUUAUUAAUGGUUGAUGUCAUUUAUAGUUUUUCUAAUCUUAAUAGAAGAAUUGAUGAUAUGUUAUUCGAAUUUUGUGGUCUUUACAAAGAAUUAGAUUUACGUUAUUGUUCAUUAUCAAUCUUUCGUUAUUUUUCUCAUCAAAUAGUAAUGAAACACGAAUGGCGUUUGAAUCUAACUGUCUUAAAAAUAGGUACUCGAUAUAGAUGUUCUCAAAUGACUUUACUAGCCGAUGAAGUGAUAAAGUUCUUUGUAAAAAAUUCUUUUAUAGAACAAAAUAAACAAUACAAUAAUUCAUCAAGAACUUUAUUUCAUAUGAUAACUUCACUGAAGAAGAAGAAUACAAAAUCAAUAUUUCCUCAAUUAAAUACUUUAAUUGUUUCUCAGAAUACAACAAUGAAUGGAAAUUGUCGAGAUAUUUUUCUAUAUGCUAUUGCAUAUGGAUCAAAUCUACGUACAUUAAAGUGGAUAACUUGUUCAUUUCAAACUCACCAUUCCAAAUCAUUUUUUGAUUGGUUAUUUCAAUGUUCAAUUAAUUUGAAUAAAUUUCAAUUUGAAAACCCAACAAGUGAAAACGGCGAUUAUAUUGAAGCAAAAGAUGAUCUUGAUGAACAUUUGCCAAAAACUAUCAAUCAUUCAAUUGAACUUCAUACUUUAAAAUUCAGAAUAUUAAAAAUAAAAGGACGAGGUUGUUAUAAAAUUGAAAAUUUAAUAUUAAGAUUUGUUCAAUCACUUGAAAAUCUAUCCAUAUCAAUGUAUCAUCGAUGUGAUAAUGAACCUCAUCUAAAUUAUAAUGGUUAUUAUCUUAGUAUUCUUUGUGAGAAAUUAAAACAUCUGCGAUCAUUACAUUUUGCUAUUCAAAUCCAAUUAUUUGAAAAAGCUGAUAGAAAUAUAAUUAACCAUUUUACAAAAACAUUUUCUACACCUUUUUGGCUCAAUGGACCUUUUGGAUAUAAACGAGUUUGUGUAGAUUUUGAACAAACCUAUGGUCUUAUACAAAUGUUUUCUCUUCCAUACACUUUUAAUGAUAUCACAUUAAUUCAUUCAAUCGAUUUAAUUAAUAUACAAUUUAAUACUGAUUUAGAAGAAAAUAAAAGAUCACAAAGUUUAACUCAAGAACUUGAAACUCUUUGGUCUGGAAUGGAUCGAUUAUUUUUACGUUUUGAUAAAAAUCAAAUAUUAUCUUCAUUAUUUAUUCAAGCUUUACAAUGUCCAUCUACUCAAAAUAAAACAUUAGUAUUUUCGCAAAAGAGAGGAAUUAUAUCACAAAAUAUAGCAAAUCAAAUUCAAUUAACACAUUUUAAUGUACUUGAAUUAGGUGGUUCAAUUGAUACAAAUAUUAAUUAUAACCUUGAAGAUCGUUUUCCUCAAUUAAAAUGUUUACGUUUGAUGAGUUGCAAAAAUAUUUCAUCAUCAUGGCAAAAUAUCGAUCAAUGGAUUAGUUUUAUUCUUACUCAUAUUAAUGAACAUCAAUUAACAUGCGUUCGCUUUGAUUUUAUUGAAAACGAAAACAAAAUAACUGAAAUGAAUAUAUGUAAUCAAAUGAUUAGAAUUCUUCAAUCAUCAUGGAUUAUCGAUAUUCAUCAAAUUGUACAAGAUAAUCAUAUUGCAUUAUGGAUCGAUCGACGAAAAAAGUAUUUCUCAUCAAUAAAAUAA
Messenger RNA from Adineta steineri, 1716 nucleotides. The record is from the annotation of a GenBank genome assembly. Lineage: Eukaryota; Metazoa; Rotifera; Eurotatoria; Adinetida; Adinetidae.